AUGGUGAACACCUGCACCUAUCUCCCCCUCAGCGGCAAGGUCGCCCUCGUGACCGGCGGCGGCCGAGGCAUCGGGGCCGGCAUUGCCCUCGAACUGGCCCGUCGCGGGGCCUCCGUGGCCAUCAACUACGGCCACAGCGCCAAGUCGGCCCAAGAGGUCGUCGAAGCCAUCCAGGCCAUCGGCCGCCAGGCGGUCGCCAUCCAGGCGGAUCUGACGUGCGUGCCCAACAUCGAGUCGCUCAUCCAGGAGGUCGUCCGCCACUUCGGCCGGCUGGACAUUGUGGUGUCCAACUCCGGCAUGGAAAAGUUCAAGCCCCUGGAGGAGACCACGCUGGAGGACUUCAACGAGGUGUUCAAUCUCAACACGCGGGCGCAGAUGUUCGUCGCGCGCUACGCCUACGACCACAUCCAGCCGGGGGGGCGGGUGAUCCUCAUGUCCUCAAUUGCCGCGGGGCUGGGGGUGCCGGGCCACGCGCUGUACGCGGGCAGCAAGGCGGCCAUCGAGGGGUUCACGCGCUGCUUGGCGGCCGAUUUUGGGCGCAAGGGGUGCACGGUCAAUGCGAUCGCGCCGGCGGGGGUCAAGAGCGACAUGUGGCGGGAGAACGCAUGGCGGUACGCUCCCGGCUGCGACAAGAGCUCGUCGCUGGAGGAGAUCGAGACGGCGCUGGCGAGCGGGAGUCCCUUGAAGCGGUGUGGUGUGCCCGAGGACAUUGGCAAGGUGGUCUCAUUCCUGGCGAGUCCGGAUGCGGAAUGGGUGAACGGUGAGUUCUUCUCCCCCCCUCCAUGCAAGGGUCCCCUCCCCGGUGGGGAUUUGGAAUGCUGA
Messenger RNA from Aspergillus fumigatus Af293, 822 nucleotides. RefSeq names its product hydroxynaphthalene reductase arp2 (gene arp2). NCBI's taxonomy places the organism in Eukaryota, Fungi, Ascomycota, Eurotiomycetes, Eurotiales, Aspergillaceae. The record is from RefSeq and is a predicted model, not a curated record. Gene Ontology annotation, molecular function: oxidoreductase activity.